AUGCCACCCAGACUCAACCUCUUUACAGCACACAAGGCAGCGGCGGCUCUCCGCCAGCCCGCCUCAUUCGCACCUCGCAACAUCGCUUCUCCUCUCCGAUUCCGCGCCGAACAGACCGCCUCGAUUCAGACAAGAUGGAACUCGUCCAAGAGUGGCAAGAAGGUCAUUCCUCCUGAGGAGCAGAAGUUCCCGACUCAGGAUCCUCUUCCCCACGUCAGCGAAGAGGCUGCCGAGGUAGACAGAAUUAUGAGCAAAGAAAAGAGCUGCGAUGGACAACCCACCGCUCCCGAACUGGAGCAAGGAACCCCAGUCUCGGAGAUUCUUUCCCGUGACCAGGAAGCCAUGAAGCACAUGCCAAAGGUCAUGCAAGACCAGCUCAAGAAGGGCACCCGUUCGUUCUCGACCUCCGCUCGUAGCCGUCUGCCCGAGACCGAAAACUCCCAAGCGGAGGGGGAUGCAUCUGCCGCCAUGCUUGCGAGCAUGAUCCAGGGAGUGGAAGAACAGGCAGCUGAGCGGAUCCCAGGCUUGAAGUUCGCCGAGCCCGAGGCCCCGCGGGGGACAUUGAACUUCCGGAAACGCUACGAUACCAUGCAGGACCAGUUCACCAAGAUGCUGAUGCAAGAUGGCAAGCUGGCUCGCGCCCAAAAGAACAUGUCCAUCAUUCUGGAUACCCUCCGUACCUCAUCCCCUCCCAAUAUCCAAUCCCGCCGUCCUCUUCUCGGAGCUCCCCCCGCUCCGCAACUGCCUCUCGAUCCCGUUCUUUACCUCACCCUGAUCGUCGACUCGGUGGCUCCCGUAUUCCGAAUUCGUCAACAGAAGGGUAUUGCUGGUGGUGGUACUGCCGUGCAAGUUCCCCACCCCUUGACCCUGCGCCAGCGCCGUCGCACUGCCAUCAAGUGGAUUAUCGAUGGCUCGGAGAAGCGCCGUGAUGCGCACCUGGCGCACCGUGUCGCAAAUGAGCUGAUCGCGAUCGCCGAGGGCCGUAGUGGCGUGUGGGACCGGAAGGACGGGCAGCACAAGAUUGCGCAAUUGCCUGCUUGUGGCCGAUUCCCCUCCGGGCCCUCAACGACGGUGGCUACCUCCCAAAGCCGCGGAUCCAUCGAACUCACAGAUUUCAACUCUACCACCCGUCCGUUAGCUCUACGAGCUCUCGGGUCUGCAGCUGCGCGCACACAACGAUCGACGAGCGCUUCGCGGCCGUUUGAGCCAGCUGCCAGCUCACAAUCGCUUGCAGGGCUUCCAUCCGAAAAGGUCGAGGACUGGGAGAAGACUGCUUUAUCGGAACGCCCGCGGGGCUACCGCUCCUCUCGUCUCAGACUUUGGCCUGAAGCUCUUCGACGUCGAGCUCACCGUGUUGGUCCUGGUCAGGUUGAUCCUGAUCCCGAAAAACUCGCCAACAUGAAGUUUUCACACAGCAUUCAGUUCAAUGCGGUGCCAGAUUGGAGUUCGAAUUAUAUUGCGUACAGUAACCUGAAGAAACUCAUAUAUACCCUCGAGAAGCAAGUUCAUCGGCCCGAUGAACAGUCCGCCCCGGACGUUGAGUCCGCUCCGCUGUUGUCCGGCGCACAAGUGCAUAACCCGGACGGUGUGUUCAAGCGUGCCCUCGAUGCGGAACUGGGCAAGAUUUGCACCUUUUUCCAGCAAAAGCAAAGGGAGAUAUUUGAACUGACAGAUGAAUUGGUACAUGAGGGCACGGAGUAUCUUAUGCAAACAGACGGUGUCAAUAUGGAUCCUGUGAGUGAGAGUGUGGUCAAGGCGAGAACCAUGAGUACCAGCUCUCGCCCGGGAACUGGCUACAAUCAACCUCAUCGUCGCCCAUCAGGUGGCGUGAGUGACGAUGCGGAUGAUAGCGAUGACGACGCUUAUCCUCCAGUGCUCAACCCUCGCAAUCGACUCAUGCAGUCAACCGAUGGAGAGUCUACAACGGAAGACCGCGCAGGCGACAUGGCGGACUCGGCCUUCUUUGGCCUCGGAAGCAGUCGUGCGCCCCAGGAUUCUGACCUGAGUGACCAGGCUUUCCUCGAUCUGUACAAUACGGGAGUCUCGUUGAAGAAGCGUCUCGUCGAAGCCUACGUCUCUCUGUGCGAACUUCGUUCAUUCAUCGAGCUGAACAAGACUGGCUUCUCCAAGGCCUUGAAGAAGUACGACAAGACCUUGUUCCGCAAUAUGCGUCGGGAUUACCUCGGUUCAGUCGUCAACCCAGCGCUGCCAUUCACCGAGUCCACCACGUCCGCUGUUGAUGACUACAUUACUAAGGUAGAGGGUAUCUAUGCUGAAAUUGUCACCAAGGGUAGUCGGCCUUUGGCUAGCCGGGAACUGCGUCUACAUCUACGUGAGCAUGUGGUCUGGGAGCGAAAUACCGUCUGGCGCGAAAUGAUUGAGAUCGAACGCCGUGCGCAGGCCGCGAAUGUCGGUAUUCGUCGAACUCUGCUGGGUGGUGAUGAAGAUCCGGCCACGGCACGCCGCCAGGGUGACAAACAAGAAAUUCGAACUACAGAGAUUGGAACCCCCCUUGGCAGCAUACACUUCCCCACCUGGCUCUGCAGUCUCAGCUUCGGUACUCUGGUCUUCAGCUUUGCUGUCUUCGGAGCAUUGCUGGCCACGCCCAUGAUGGAGACGCCCGAACAACAGAACUGCCUUGCAAUGCUGGUUCUUGUUAGUUUUCUCUGGGCUACCGAGGCCAUCCCGCUUUUCGUGACUUCGCUGCUAAUUCCGUUCCUGGUUGUUGUGUUGGGUAUCAUGCGAUCUGAGGAAAAGCCACACAAGCGACUUGGUCCAAAGGAAUCCGUUGGCAUGGUAUUUGCAGCUAUGUGGACGCCAGUGAUCAUGCUUCUUCUGGGUGGUUUCACCAUCGCUGCAGCUCUAUCCAAAUAUGACAUUGCCCGACGCAUGGCUAUGUUUGUUCUGAGCAAGGCUGGCUCCAAGCCCAAGACCGUGCUAUUGACCAAUAUGUUUGUGAGCAUGUUCCUCAGCAUGUGGAUCAGUAACGUUGCGUCUCCCGUGCUCUGCUACUCGAUUAUCCAACCUCUUCUUCGCAACUUGUCCCCGGACUCGAACUUCGCGAAGGCGCUGGUCCUGGGUAUUGCUCUGGCGGCCAAUGUCGGUGGUGCAGCUUCGCCAAUCGCUUCACCGCAAAACAUUAUUGCUCUACAGAACAUGUAUCCCAGCAUCAGCUGGGGCACAUGGUUCUUCAUCGCGCUGCCUGUCUGCAUUAUUUCCAUCUUCCUGAUCUGGGCCCUGCUCCUGGCGACGUUCCACCCGGGACACAACACGACCAUUAUCCCCAUGCGCCCAGUCAAGGACCGUUUCACUGGUAUUCAAUACUUCAUCAGCGCCGUGACUCUCGGAACUAUCGUGCUCUGGUGCGUGAGCCACCAGCUCGAGCAUGUCUUUGGCGACAUGGGUGUCAUAGCCAUCAUUCCCCUCGUGUUAUUCUUCGGCACGGGUAUCCUGAAUAAGGAGGAUUUUAACAAUUUCCUCUGGACGAUCAUCAUCCUCGCUGCUGGUGGGUUGUGUCUUGGCAAGGCCGUCACCUCCUCUGGUCUUCUGCACACCAUCGCUGGGAGCAUCACCGAACGGGUCGAGCACCUGAGUCUGUAUAGCGUGCUCCUCGUCUUCUGCGCAUUGAUUCUUGUCAUUGCCACCUUCAUUUCUCAUACCGUUGCUGCUCUGAUCAUCCUACCUCUCGUCCGUCAGAUCGGUGUCAACAUGGAAAACCCUCACCCCAAUCUGUUGGUCAUGGCCAGUGCCUUGAUGUGUUCUGUUGCGAUGGCCCUGCCCACGAGCGGAUUCCCCAACAUGACUGCCAUCAUGACCGAAGUCCCGACAACCGGCCAGCGCUACCUUCAAGUCCGCCAUUUUAUCACUCGCGGUGUUCCAUCAAGCUUGAUGUGUUUUGUAGUGAUCGUCACCCUCGGCUAUGGACUGAUGUAUAUUGCGGGGCUAUAG
Penicillium waksmanii is the source of this 3948-nucleotide messenger RNA. RefSeq names its product putative plasma membrane phosphate transporter Pho87. Bases 1 to 3948 code for a protein of 1315 amino acids. Lineage: Eukaryota; Fungi; Ascomycota; Eurotiomycetes; Eurotiales; Aspergillaceae. Gene Ontology annotation, biological process: polyphosphate metabolic process; phosphate ion transport; monoatomic anion transmembrane transport. Gene Ontology annotation, cellular component: membrane. Gene Ontology annotation, molecular function: phosphate transmembrane transporter activity. The record is from RefSeq and is a predicted model, not a curated record. The transcript is spliced from 7 exons.